AUGCAAGCUUUAUUUAUUAUGACAUCUUACAUUCACGACAUUGGACUGUUACCAAGACCUCAACCCAAAUUACCUACUAAUGUCAUGGACUUGUUCUCAUUAAAGGGUAAAGUAUGCUCAGUUACCGGUUCCUCCACGGGUAUAGGGUAUGCUGUGGCCGAAGCAUACGCACAAGCCGGUGCAGAUGUAGCCAUUUGGUAUAACUCGCAUAAUGCAGAUGAUAAAGCUAAGAAGUUAGCAGACACUUAUGGAGUUAAAGUCAAGGCUUACAAGUGUAACAUUGUUGAUCCUGAGCUGGUUGAAACCACUAUAAAGACUAUUGAGUCUGAUUUUGGGAAAAUUGACGUUUUCGUCUGUAAUGCUGGUAUUCCCUGGACUGAAGGACCAUCGAUUGAUGCUAAAGGGUGGGAUCUGUUCAAUAAAGUUGUUGAUAUCGACUUGAAAGCCCUCUACUAUUGCGCUAAAAUUGUCGGACAAAUUUUUAAGAAACAGGGUUAUGGAUCUUUAAUUUUAACUGCCUCUAUGUCUGGACACAUUGUUAAUGUACCUCAAUUGCAAGCCCCCUAUAAUGCGGCCAAAGCAGCUGUGUUGCAUUUAGGUCGGUCAUUGGCUGUGGAGUGGGCCGGCUUUGCCCGGGUGAAUUCUAUUUCUCCGGGGUAUAUACUCACCGAAAUUUCAGAUUUUGUCAGUGAGGACAUCAAAUCUGAAUGGCACAAGCUUACUCCCAUGGGAAGAGAAGGCCAGACACAAGAAUUGGUUGGUGCAUAUUUGUAUCUCGCUUCCAAUGCUUCUACAUACACCACAGGUUCCGAUAUUAAGGUUGACGGUGGAUACUGUGCACCGUAA
Molecule: messenger RNA, 846 nt
Organism: Lizanozyma spartinae
Lineage: Eukaryota; Fungi; Ascomycota; Pichiomycetes; Serinales; Debaryomycetaceae
Product: SDR family oxidoreductase
Exons: 2
Coding region: 1-846 (281 amino acids)
Cellular component (GO): intracellular anatomical structure
Molecular function (GO): oxidoreductase activity, acting on NAD(P)H, oxygen as acceptor
Source: RefSeq, a predicted model, not a curated record